AUGCCUCAACCACCGCCGCUUCAAUUUCCUGCAGAAUACUCUUCGCAGCGUCUUCAACAACGUCCGAGCGACGUCCCGAUCCCGACUACGACUGCGCGCGCCCCGCCCCGCCGAAUGCCUUCGAGCGGUGGUAACAACCUUCGACGUGCAAAGACGCUUGUGCGUCCUGAACGAGGCGUUGCUCCUGCUCCUCUUAUCAAUCCUCCCGCGCCCCUCAUCGCCUCGACCGGCGCAGGAGCUGGCGGCAUCUUACCCUCAAACACUCCCUCCAAGAGCCCCGCCGACUCGUGGGACGCAUGGAGAAUAUUCUCACAUAUCGUCACCUUUUGGGCUCCUCCUUUCCUUCUUUCCACCAUUGGUGGCAUGAAGGAUAAGCCCACACGGCAGGCAUGGAGAGAAAAGAUUGCCCUCUGCCUCAUCGCCCUCUUCAUCGGAGCGGUUGUCGGCUUUGCUACCAUGGGCCUCGACAAGGUCCUGUGUCCCAAGCAGACUGGCUUUAGCGGCAGCCAGUUUGACAGAGUAAACACCUCUAUCACCCAAGGAACCGUCAGCGUACACGGUAUCCUCUUCAACAUUUCCAAUUCAGAUACCAGUCCCGUCAAUUUUUUCACCCUCGCAAGGAACAACUCUGGCGUUGACAUUACAUACCUGUUUCGGCGCAAGGCGGCUGACUAUAAGAAAUGCGACAAAAUGACCUUCAAGGCGGCAAAGGACGACCCAUGCCCUGGCUCGACCUGCCCCCUCGGAGCGCUUGGAAACGCCACAUUUAAUACCGUCAGAAUCGUUUCUACCGGUCGACCUGUGGGAUACGAUUGGGACCAGGUUGCCAAACUCCCCAACUUUCUCGUCUUGGACGGCUUUGUCCUCAACUUUUCCCCAUACAUUGCCGCCAAUCCAAGGCCCGUGGCAAAUGACCCAGUUGACAGGGCCCUCCGUCACGUGCUCUCUGGGAAUGCAGCAGGUGGCAAGGAUGCGACGUUGCACUUUUCCAACAAUCAAGUGACGCUCAAUGCUAUUCCCUGCCUGAACGAGCGAUACUUUGCAGGAACGAUUGACAAGGCGAGCUCGGGCUGCUUCGUCGCCUCUCUCUUCCUUUACGUCGCGCUCCUGGUCGUACUCAGCAUCGUUAUCGCCCGCUUUGCCAUGGCUUGCAUCUUUAGUUGGUUCCUUUCUCGCGACCUCGUCAGGCCGCCAAAGAACCUUGGCCGCAAGGUUAUUUCGCCAGCCGUCAUGCCCGAAGGCGCCAAUGUCACUGUUGACAACAAGAACGGUACCGCUCCGUGGGCAAAGAAGGGUAAAAUGGGCAAAGCCCCUCCAGGACUAAAGGGCCAACGACAGAGUAGGGUUGGUCAGGCGGCAGUCUCGAACACACCUGUCAUCUCGAUGGCUACCAUUGGCAGUGAGCUCUUUUGCGUGUGUCUCGUUACAUGCUAUUCCGAGGGCAAGGAAUCGAUCAAGGGAACGCUCGACUCGAUUGCAUUGACCGAUUACUCCGAUUCGAGGAAACUUCUCUUCAUCGUCUGCGACGGUAUGAUUACCGGUGCCGGUGAGAAGCAGAGCACACCAGACAUCUGCGUUGGCCUCCUGGAUGCGGACCCGCGAUUCGGAAACCCGUCUCCCAUGGGAUAUGUCGCCGUCGGACUUGGCUCCAAGAAGGAGAAUAGAGCGUUUGUGUAUGCCGGACACUAUGUCGUCAAGGGCCAUCGAACACCGUGCGUCGUCGUUGUCAAAUGUGGAACGGAGCAAGAAGCUGCCAACGAUAAGAAGAAGCCAGGAAAUCGAGGCAAGCGCGACAGUCAGCUCAUCUUGAUGAACUUCUUCUCGCGCGUGACCUACAACGAUCGCAUGACCCCAUUGGACUAUGACCUAUUCCGCAAGAUUCAAGUACUCAUGGGCGUCACACCGGAUUUCUUCGAAGUCACAUUGAUGGUCGAUGCCGAUACGCGCGUCCAACCAGAUUCGCUUACCCAAUUGGUCAACUGUAUGCAUCAUGAUAACUAUAUCAUGGGAGUCUGUGGCGAGACUCGAAUAGCCAACAAGACAGACUCGUGGGUCACGACUAUCCAGGUCUACGAAUACUUCAUCUCGCAUCACUUGGCAAAGGCAUUCGAAUCGGUAUUUGGUGGUGUGACCUGCUUGCCAGGUUGUUUCUCCAUGUACCGACUCAAGGCCCGCAAGAUCAACGACGACGACUGGGUUCCGCUCCUCUGCAAGCCUGAGAUUGUCCGCGAGUACAGUCAAAGCGAGGUGACGACGCUGCAUCAGAAGAACCUAUUGCUCCUCGGAGAGGAUCGUUUCCUUACCACGAUUCUACUCCGUACCUUCCCCAACCGUAAGAUGAUGUUCUGUCCUCAAGCCAAGUGCAAGACUAUUGUACCCGACUCGUUCUCUGUACUCCUUUCUCAACGUCGUCGAUGGAUCAAUUCGACCAUUCACAACCUAAUGGAACUCGUGCGCGUGCAAAAUCUUUGCGGCACGUUCUGCUUCAGUAUGCAGUUUGUCGUCUUCAUGGACCUCGUCGGAACAGUAGCCUUGCCGGUCGCACUCAUCAUUAUGUAUUGGCUCGUUGUCCAACUUGCCCUCAAGCCCCCAAAGACGUUUGAGCAACUCAUCCCUCUCAUGAUGUUGUGCUCCGUAGUCGGCUUGCCGGCAUUGCUCAUCCUCAUCACCACGCGCAAAGUCGUCUACGUCUUUUGGAUGUUUAUCUAUCUGGCUGCCUUGCCCGUUUGGAACUUUAUUCUUCCGGUAUAUGCAUUUUGGCACUUUGACGACUUUUCAUGGGGUGAGACCAGAAAGGUGGAGGGUGAAGGAAAGCAAACAGGCCACGACGACGCAGGCACUCUUGCCGAAGGUACUCAAGUUCCUCUGCGACGCUGGGAAGACUGGGAGCGUUCGAGAAUCCGCAAGCUCAAGCGCGAAGCCCAGCGAAAGCGAGAAUUGGACAGAUCAUUCCCUGGCCCCUUCCGUGGAGGUGUUCGAGGACCCGAACAGUAUUCGAUGGCCUUCUCCGAGUUCAACGACGAUACAACUUCACUCGCUCCUUCGGAGGACGACCGAUGGGGAGCUCAAGUCGGAGGGUACAAUGAAAACUCGUCACAGUGGGCGCCACCCCCUGCGACGCUCAUGCCCGAAGACGAGCUGCUUCACAAUGCGGAGACUGUGGGCGGUGACGAGCUCGAGGCCAUGCUGGAGCGCGGAUGGGAGGAUCGACCACAGAAUCGCGACAGUUCGACCACCAUGAGCUCUGGUGGCGGUCAAUUUUCUGAUCGUAACCAGUCGCGAUUUCAAUUAUCAGACCAAGGGGUUGUGAUGCCUCCACCUGGGGGUCGAUUUGACGCUUACGCCCCCGUUUCCACACGAACACCGUCGCCGGGGCCGGGGUUGAUACAGUCUCCGCUGAGUCCUACUGGAGGUGCGACUUCGGCGCUAGAUUCCAAGACGCACAUCAAGAGACGGAGCAGCGGUGGGCGACUACGACACGAUAGCGAAGAGCUCCUCCGUCACACGCCUGGCACGAGUCCCUCAAGCCCGUCGACGGGCGAGUGGGGUCCGCUUGGGCCCCUUGACCCACACCACCCACAACAACAAAACAACAGCUCACGAUCGAAUAUGUCUGCAGGGAAACGGUUCUGA
This is a messenger RNA of Serendipita indica DSM 11827, 3633 nucleotides long. NCBI's taxonomy places the organism in Eukaryota, Fungi, Basidiomycota, Agaricomycetes, Sebacinales, Serendipitaceae. The record is from the annotation of a GenBank genome assembly.